UACGUGGGGAACUCGGUGGCAUCUCAGCUAGCCCUCUGCAAGGUCUUGGAUAUUAUAAACCAGUAUGCAUUUGAGAGCUCUGAGUACCCCCUCAUCCUCUGCCUGGUGACACACUGCUGCAUCCCCCAGCAGAGGGUCAUGGCCCAGCACAUGAAGAAGAUCCUUGGAGACAAGCUGUACUUGGAUGMCCCCAGCUCAGAGGACCACUACCUACCCUCCCCAGAGGAACUCAAGGGUAAGAUCCUGCUGAAGGGCAAGCGGCUGCCCCCAAACUACCCYGAGUCAGAGGGGGAGGUGACUGAUGAGGAGGAGGGUCUGGAGAUGUCCAGGAGGGUGGGGGCAGAUGAUAARGACCAUCUCAAYGGCCUUGGCUGCAAACGGCUGAGGCUGUGUAAGGAACUGUCGGACCUGGUCUCCCUCUGUAAGUCAGUGCAGUUCAGGGACUUUGACAUYUCCAAGAGGGAUCAGAAAUACUGGGAGAUGUGCUCUUUCAAUGAGGUCGACGCCAACAGGUUCGCCAACGAGUUCCCCGAGGACUUUGUGUGCUACAACAAGCGCUUCCUCUCCAGGGUGUACCCCACUCCGAUGCGGAUCGACGCCAGUAACAUGAACCCCCAGGACUUCUGGAAGUGUGGUUGCCAGAUUGUAGCCAUGAACUACCAGACCCCRGGCCUGAUGAUGGACCUCAACCUGGGAUGGUUCAGGCAGAACGGGAACUGUGGCUACGUGYUGCGGCCGGCCAUCAUGAGGGAGGAGGUGUCAUACUUCAGCGCCAAYGCCAGGGAAUCCCURCCAGGGGUGUCCGCCCAGCUUCUCCACAUCAAGGUGAUCAGCGGGCAGAAYCUGCCYAAGCCCAGGGGCUCYGCUGCAAAGGGAGACGUGGUGGAACCCUACAUCUAUGCRGAGAUCCACGGCAUCCCGGCCGACUGYGCCGAGCAGAGGACYAAGACGGUCUCUCAAAACGGAGACAACCCYGUCUUCGACGAGAGCUUUGAGUUCCAGAUCAACCURCCGGAGCUGGCGGCWCUACGCUUYGUAGUGCUGGACGACGACUACAUCGGAGACGAGUUCAUCGGCCAGUACACAAUCCCCUUUGAAUGUCUGCAGCCRGGCUACAGGCACGUCCCCUUGCAGUCGCUGACGGGGGAGUUCCUACCCAAYUGCACCCUGUUCGUACAUGUGGCCAUCACCAACAGAAGGGGAGGUGGCAAGGCCCACAAGAGAGGCCUGUCGGUGAGGAAGGGCAAGAAGGCUCGUGAGUACACCUCCAGCAAGACCACCGGUAUCAAGGUGGUAGACGAGCUCUUCAGAGCAUCCACCCAGCCUCUGAGGGAAGCCACAGACCUCCGGGAGAACGUCCAGAAUGCCAUGGUGUCGUUCAAGGAGCUGUGUGGUCUGACGCCGGCGGCCAACAUGAAGCAGUGUAUCCUGACCGUGUCCACGUGGCUGAUGAACAGCGAGCGAGCGCUCAGGGUGACCGUGGACCUGAGUCAAGCCUACCCCACCAUGGAGGCCCAAGGGCCCGUCCCCGAGCUGCUCCGCAAGGUCCUCAACGCCUACGACAUGAUGAUUCAGACGAGCCGGACGCUGAUUGAGUCAGCUGAUGUGGUCUACUCCAAGCUUACACAAGCACAACGGGCAGGUAAGGCUUUGUAGUAUUCACUUUACCAG
Messenger RNA from Salvelinus sp. IW2-2015, 1671 nucleotides. Its product is annotated as inactive phospholipase C-like protein 2. Gene Ontology annotation, biological process: release of sequestered calcium ion into cytosol; lipid metabolic process; phosphatidylinositol-mediated signaling. The transcript is spliced from 3 exons. The record is from RefSeq and is a predicted model, not a curated record. NCBI's taxonomy places the organism in Eukaryota, Metazoa, Chordata, Actinopteri, Salmoniformes, Salmonidae. Gene Ontology annotation, molecular function: phosphatidylinositol-4,5-bisphosphate phospholipase C activity. The annotation marks the transcript as partial.